AUGCCUCAUCGCCUCCAGAGCCCCACCUUAACCCCUGGAUAUCCCCACACCACCCAAAGACCCAGAGCCCCCCCACUAAGGCCUACAGCACCCACUGACCGCGAAAGCCCACCACCACCUCCAGAGCCUCCACCAACCCCAAAAUCCCUGCGCCCCAGAGGCCUUCCCAUACCUCCAGAGCCCCUCACUAGCCCCCCCGGAUGCCUCAUCGCCUCCAGAGCCCCACCUUAA
Molecule: messenger RNA, 231 nt
Organism: Eurypyga helias (sunbittern)
Lineage: Eukaryota; Metazoa; Chordata; Aves; Eurypygiformes; Eurypygidae
Product: swi5-dependent recombination DNA repair protein 1 homolog
Exons: 1
Coding region: 1-231 (76 amino acids)
Source: RefSeq, a predicted model, not a curated record